AUGUUUACUGUCCCGUUAGGCGAGCAACCGCGGCUCAGACUCCCCGCUGGCUACGGAGAGAGGCGCUGCUCCGUCCCGAAGGCGGACUGUCGGCUCACCGCGCUCCUCGUUUGUCUCUUCGUGUUAACAGGUGAGUCGCAGGGAUUUACCAUCGUGCUGGAAAAGAGCAACUUAAAUGUCCCCAUCGGGGGAGACGCGGAGUUCACGGUGCGGCCGUCCAGUGCUAUCCAAGAUGGAACCUGGAAUUUCAAAUCGAAAAGGAUCGUCUUGUGGAUCGGAACAAACCCGUCGAUCCCUGCUGAGUACACGUCACGGCUGGAUUUAAACUUCACCAGCGGGUCGCUGACACUGAGGUCGGUGAACGAGUCGGACAGCGGGGAUUACAAAGUGACACUCACUGCAGUUGGCGGCGGCCAAGCCUCAGCGACCAUAACACUGCAGGCACUCGAACGGGUGGCGAAUGUCAAUCUGCGAUCCAACAAUUCCGAGCCGGUGGAACAGCGAGACUCCGUCGUGUUGACCUGCAGUUCCCGGGGAUCUCAAGUGAAGCGAGAAUGGAUUUUCAAAAAUCAACCCAUCCAGCAGAAUGACACGAUAACUAUAUCCGGAGACACUCUGAUCAUUGACCCAGUAGACAGGGCCGACACAGGGAUGUAUAAAUGCAUCGUAAGCAAUGGACUGAACAGCGGCAACGCGGAGACCUCCCUGAAGGUUUUAUAUGGGCCGGACAAUAUGGAAAUUACCCCCCAGAGUCCAUUAACAAUCCAGAAUGGAGAAGGUCUAAUGUUGACCUGUUCGGCCCAGUCCCUGCCCAGCCCUGUGUAUGAGUGGUUCAAUGGGGCAGAGAUGCUGAGUACAGGUCCAGUAAUCACCAUCCCCUCAGUAAGGGUGGAGGGCGGUGGGAAGCACACAUGUCAUGUCAAUAAUACCAGGACUGGCAGAAACAUCAACCUCACUGCAGAGGUCAUCGUGCUCAGUGAGUGA
Messenger RNA from Amblyraja radiata (thorny skate), 984 nucleotides. RefSeq names its product carcinoembryonic antigen-related cell adhesion molecule 2-like. NCBI's taxonomy places the organism in Eukaryota, Metazoa, Chordata, Chondrichthyes, Rajiformes, Rajidae. The record is from RefSeq and is a predicted model, not a curated record. The coding region runs from base 1 to 984 and encodes 327 amino acids. The transcript is spliced from 5 exons.